AUGGCGAUGAUCAACGAACGAGAUCGAAGGGACGAGACAACUGAUAAGUUAUCAAUAUACCGACAUCAGGCGAGUGCUGUUGCCCGUAAGAAGAACAUCACUGCACAGAAAUUACACGAACUCAGAGGUGAAUUGCAACAGCUCGAGAGUAUGGUUGAAUUGAAGAAGAACGAAUUGAAAGAUAAGUCUGGUGGUAGUGAUGUUAUUUCAUCUGUGCAGUUCAAAAACUAUGUGAAUAAAUUACGAAGCAAGACGACAUCGUAUAAGAAGAAACGUGCUGAAAUCGACGAUUUGAAAGGAGAGAAUACGAUUCUGGCGAGGACACAAGACAUAUUGAAAGUGAAAUGGAACUCGUUGAAGGAACGCAUUGAAACGAGUGGUUGUACGAUAACUGAACUGAAUACGGCUUCGAAUCAGUACGAAAGACCGAAAACUGCAAAGCCAUCGAGUGAAAAUGUGGACGAAUUGAAGCGAAUGAUCAAAGAACUGAGUGAUCGAAUCGAUGAGAAGAAAAACGUCAAUACCGAGCUAAAUGAUAGUUGCAGUCAAUUGAAUAGUGAAUUCCUGGAACUGAACGAUAAAUACAGUGCUAAACGACGAACUUAUGAAAGUAUGGCUGCGACUCUCGAAAAUGAGUUCUCUCGCUUGCAAGAGGAUGUGAAAUCGAUGGAACAACAGUUAUCGACGGUGAACUGGAAAGUGUUUCGUUCAGAAAUCGAACUGGAAAUUCAGAAUGCCAUUAUUGAGAGACUGAAUGAUGAGCAAAACGGUGAUCAACCAAAACUGGCUGAGCUUAUCGAGAAUGAGAUCAGUCGUGCGAAUAUGGAAACAGAGAAUUUGAAUCGGCAAAAUUCGUCGAGUCUUCCGACUGGACGAUCCUACGAGGAGGCAGCCGAGCAAGUAUUGUCCGCAGACACACCAAUCGGCGAUUCGAAUCCGACAUCUGCAAAUCGACCCGGCACUGCACGUCGUCCAGUUUCUCGUGCAAACAUGCAUCGAACAUAA
Anisakis simplex (herring worm) is the source of this 1005-nucleotide messenger RNA. The record is from the annotation of a GenBank genome assembly. Lineage: Eukaryota; Metazoa; Nematoda; Chromadorea; Rhabditida; Anisakidae.